Coregonus sp. 'balchen' is the source of this 29734-nucleotide messenger RNA. NCBI's taxonomy places the organism in Eukaryota, Metazoa, Chordata, Actinopteri, Salmoniformes, Salmonidae. The record is from the annotation of a GenBank genome assembly.
AUGAUAGGCCCAGGUCAAGGUACCAUACAGCAGAUAGGGUCACAGACCUGCUCACUGCGGCCUUGAGUUAUGAGAUAUAGACUUGAUUAUGUCAUGUUUAAAAUUCUUAUCAAUAUUCGUGACAUUUGAAUAAACAUUUUAGGAGGAAUAGCCUUAAUUGGUUUUAGUCCCCUUAGGGGCUUGGACCCCUAAUAAUCUAUAUCUCCUCCUUCCCCAUCCAGGAGCCCAAGAGACAGUGGACAGAGUUUGGAAAAAGACCAAGAUGUUUCCCUACCAGCAGGUGUUAAAGGAGGGCUCCACUAUCUUGUUCUGCUGUGUCCCUCCUAGAGGCGUCCACAUCACCAAUAUGACCUUCAACUCCACCACCAGCUACCCCCUGAUCAACAUCACUCACCGAGUCACAGCCAUCGCUGUCCACAACCUAAACAUCACACAAGCGUCUGGCUCCGGGGUGUACUCCUGGUGUGAGGAUACAACAGAGAAGAGGAACAACUACUGCUCCAACUUCAUCAGCUGUUAGUAUGGAGGAGAGUUUUCUUGCCCAUCUGACCUCUGUCACAGGGCUUUCAUAGAACUGUCAUAACAAUGUUAUAGCAGAUCUCACAAACGUUAAAGCAAUUUACAUUGUCCUAGGCAUACGUUAGCCUGGUCAUUCCUCCUAUGCAGUGCCUUUUGGACCUCAUACCUUAUUAGGGAAAAAGUAUACAUUUAAAAUAUAUAUAUAAUUCUGUCAGAAAAAGGACGUUUGAAAUUCAGAAAAACAUAUUGGUCAAACUCAGGCACAUAAAUCCUAAUAAUUAUAGGCAGAUUGUUCAAACAUGGACCAUCAGAUAUUUCCACCCUGUUAGGGGCAUACACUAACUAUCUGAAAGUGUUAACAAUACAUGUACUGCAUAUAUCUAGAUUUAGAUUUUCUAAGACAUCAAAUGUCCCUUAUCCUAUCACAUUCAUUUUCCCCCCUUAAAAUAAUGAUAAAACAAUGAUUAUUGAGUGAAACAUAUGCUAUUAUCAGAAACAGCGCUUUAUUUGCAGCCUCUUCUAUCUCUACAAGGUUGCCAGAAAAUGAAUAACAUUUGAUGGUAUUGUCAAAUUAUGAUUUUAAAAUACUGACCUAACAGGGUGGAAUGAAGCAUGACAUGCUGGAAAGCAAUAACAGGGUGGAACUACAGUGAGGGAAAAAAGUAUUUGAUCCCCUGCUGAUUUUGUACGUUUGCCCACUGACAAAGAAAUGAUCAGUCUAUAAUUUUAAAGGUAGGUUUAUUUGAACAGUGAGAGACAGAAUAACAACAAAAACGAAUGUCAAAAAUGUUAUAAAUUGAUUUGCAUUUUAAUGAGGGAAAUAAGUAUUUGACCCCUUCUCAAUCAGAAAGAUUUCUGGCUCCCAGGUGUCUUUUAUACAGGUAUUGAGCUGAGAUUAGGAGCACACCCUUAAAGGGAGCAGUUUGUUAACUUGCUCCUAAUCUCAGCUUGUUACCUGUAUAAAAGACACCUGUCCACAGAAGCAAUCAAUCAAUCAGAUUCCAAACUCUCCACCAUGGCCAAGACCAAAGAGCUCUCCAAGGAUAAUAAUAAUAAUAUGCCAUCCUCUCCAAGGAUGUCAGGGACAAGAUUGUAGACCUACACAAGGCUGGAAUGGGCUACAAGACCAUCACCGAGCAGCUUGGUGAGAAGGUGACAACAGUUGGUGCGAUUAUUCGCAAAUGGAAGAAACACAAAAUAACUGUCAAUCUCCCUCGGCCUGGGGCUCCAUGCAAGAACUCACCUCGUGGAGUUGCAAUGAUCAUGAGAACAGUGAGGAAUCAGCCCAGUACUACACGGGAGGAUCUUGUCAAUGAUCUCAAGGCAGCUGGGACCAUAGUCACCAAGAAAACAAUUGGUAACACACUACGCCGUGAAGGACUGAAAUCCUGCAGCGCCCGCAAGGUCCCCCUGCUCAAGAAAGCACAUAUACAGGGCCGUCUGAAGUUUGCCAAUGAACAUCUGAAUGAUUCAGAGGAGAACUGGGCGAAAGUGUUGUGGUCAGAUGAGACCAAAAUGGAGCUCUUUGGCAUCAACUCAACUCGCUGUGUUUGGAGGAAGAAGAAGGAUGAGUACAACCUCAAGAACACCAUCCCAACCGUGAAGCAUGGAGGUGGAAACAUAAUUCUUUGGGGAUGCUUUUCUGCAAAGGGGACAGGAUGACUGCACCGUAUUGAGGGGAGGAUGGAUGGGGCCAUGUAUCGCGAGAUCUUGGCCAACAACCUUCUUCCCUCAGUAAGAGCAUUGAAGAUGGGUCAUAGCUGGGUCUUCCAGCAUGACAAAGACCCGAAACACACAGCCAGGGCAACUAAGGAGUGGCUCCGUAAGAAGCAUCUCAAGGUCCUGGAGUGGCCUAGCCAGUCCCCAGACCUGAACCCAAUAGAACAUCUUUGGAGGGAGCUGAAAGUCUCUAUUGCCCAGCGACAACCCCGAAACCUGAAGGAUCUGGAGAAGGUCUGUAUGGAGGAGUGGGCCAAAAUCCCUGCUGCAGUGUGUGCAAACCUGGUCAAGACCUACAGGAAACGUAUGAUCUCUGUAAUUGAAAACAAAGGUUUCUGUACCAAAUAUUAAGUUCUGCUUUUCUGAUGUAUCAAAUACUUAUGUCAUGCAAUAAAAUGCAAAUUAAUUACUUAAAAAUCAUACAAUGUGAUUUUCUGGAUUUUUGUUUUAGAUUCUGUCUCUCACAGUUGAAGUGUACCUAUGAUAAAAAUUACAGACCUCUACAUGCUUUGUAAGUAGGAAAACCUGCAAAAUCGGCAGUGUAUCAAAUACUUGUUCUCCCCACUGUAUGUAACUGUAAUUAGUAAUUGUAAUGAAAUUAGCAACAAAUCUGUAUCUAAAUAUACAUAAGAUAUAAAUAUAUUAUGCAAAUACAAGUAUAUAUUUGCAUUAGUCAUUUAUUUACUAUAUUUUCUAACAACAUUUCCACCCUGUUAGGUGCAUUUUCCAGGUCGAACCUAACAGAGUGGAACCUAACAAGGUGGAAAUUUGAAAUAGCUCUGUGGGUGAUUUAGAUUGAGCUACAGUAGCAUAAUGGUAAACACUUUUAGAGGAUUUUAAAUUCUAUAUCAAACGUACUUUAACAUUUUGAAAUUUGAAUCAUUUUCUCUAUAAUUUAGCUUAACAGGGUGUAUGAGUGAAACAAACAGAUUAACAUCAUAAAACAUGGAAAAAUAGAUAAAACCAAGUAUUUAUAUUUGUGACCCGUUUCAAGAAGCUAGGCGUAUGUCGCACGUCACUUUUAUUUUUAUUUGUAUCAAAAUGCGUUCUUUGGCAGAAAUGCCUUUUGGAACAUGUGAACUUUCAUGUACCUUAAUAACAAACGUGUAUGCCAUCUGUAAAUACAAAUACAAUUGUUAAAUUACGACCCUAGUUGGUUUAGUCACGGAAAAAGACAGGAACCUUCCUGCUACCCAUGAUUAGCAGAGAUAAUGGAUGGGCUGGACAUGCCGAGAGAUAGGUUCAGAUUGGUCUGCCAUGUAGCACGCUUCUGUCUAUAACAUGAGCUGCUCAGUAUGUGUAGAUAAUCCUUGCUACUGUGGCUUUAAAAAAACAUAUAACUUCAGCCAUGGAGAAAUGCAAAAGUGUUGCUACUGCUCUCAACAACAUUGCUGCCCAGAAUUUAGCAGGCGCUAUCGACAAAGAUCAGUGUGGAAAAGUUGUGAUUGACUACUUUCUGCACACGGUCAGUGUGAACAACAACGGGCCAAAUAAGCUGUAGCUAGCUACAAACCAAACGGGAAAAAACGUGUAUACGGUUAAGAGUCUAGCUACAUUUUCAGAUAUUAUAUGUUUAUAAUUUUGUCCGAAAGUUGUUUUCAUUGCAAAUUAAAGCAAAGACUUAUCAAUGACCCAAGCCCAGCUCAUUUAAUCCCCUACCAUUGUGUCGCUAAAUUUUCAUAAUGCUUCAGUAAAUGUACAUUAUCCCAGGGAAGACACAAUGUAAGUAACCUCAUUUAUGUUCCUCUUACUUCCCUGAUUACCUCUGCUGAUCCUACAGCUAUUGUAUGCAGUAAUCAUGUGCCUAUGAACCAGAGUUAUACUGUUAGCACUGAGGCGGUGUGCCCUAGCAGGAAGUCCACUGUGUGCAGCUCACCCAGGACUAACACAAAUAAUCUGAGCAUGUCUACCUCUGCUAAGCUUCCAAGUAAAGCAAUAUAAACAAUCAAGCAUUCCAGAAAAGUGCUAAAAAAUAGCCCACGUUAACAUAUGUAGCUUACGAAACAAGGUUCAUGAAAUCAAUAAUUUGCUAGUAACAGAUGACAUUCAUAAUCUGUCAAUCUCUGAAACUCACUUAGAUAAUACCUUUGAUGAUACAGUGGUAGCAAUACAUGGUUAUAAGAUCUAAAGAAAAGUCAGAAAUGCCAAUGGUGGUGUGGCUGUUUAUAUUCAGAACCACAUUCCUGUAAAGCUUAGAGACUAUCUCAUGUUAAAUACUGUUGAAAUAAUAUGGCUACAGGUUAAUCUGCCUCAACUAAAGCCCAUUUUGGAAGGAACCUGCUAUAGACUACCAAGUGCUAACAGUCAGUAUCUGGAUAGCUUGUGAAAUGACUAAAGGUUCAUCUGCUUCACACCUAUUCUGGUGUGAAGAUGCUAUAGACCACUAAGUAGGAAUCUGGAUAACGUGUGAAAUGCUUGAUAAUGUACACUACCGGUCAAAUGUUUUAGAGCACCUACUCAUUCAAGGUUUUAUUCUACAUUGUAGAAUAAUAGUGAAGACAUCAAAAAUAUGUAAUACCACAUAUGGAAUCAUGUAGGGCGGCAGGUAGCUUAGUGGGUAAGAGCGUUGUGCCAGUAACCGAAAGGUCGCUGGUUCUAAUCCCCGAGCCGACUAGGUGAAAAAUCUGUCGAUGUGCCCUUGAGCAAGGCACUUAACCCUAAUUGCUUCUGUAAGUCGCUCUGGAUAAGAGCGUCUGCUAAAUGACUAAAACGUAAACGUAAAACGAUGUAGUAACCAAAAAAGUAUUAAACAAAUCAAAAUAUAGUUGAGAUUUGAGAUUCUUCAAAUAGCCACCCUUUGCCUUGAUGACAGCUUUGCACACUCUUGGCAUUCUCUCAACCAGCUUCAUGAGGUAGUCACCUGUAAUGCAUUUCAAUUAACAGGUGUGCCUUCUUAAAAGUUCAUUUGUGGAAUUUCUUUCCUUCUUAAUGUGUUUGAGCCAAUCAGUUGUGUUGUGACUAGGUAGGGGUACACAUAAUCCAUAUUAUGGCAAGAACAGCUCAAAUAAGCAAAGCGAAACAACAAACCAUCAUUACUUUAAGACGUGAAGGUCAGUCAAUACGGAAAAUGUAAAGGACUUUGAACGUUUCUUCAAGUGCAGUUGCAAAAACCAUCAAGCGCUAUCAUGAAACUGGCUCUCAUGAGGACCGCCACAGGAAUGGAAGACCCAGAGUUACCUCUGCUGCAGAGGAUAAGUUCAUUAGAGUUACCAGCCUCAGAAAUUGCACCCCAAAAAGAUGCUUCACAGAGUUCAAGUAACAGACACAUCUCAACAUCAACUGUUCAGAGGAGACUGUGUGAAUCAGGCCUUCAUGGUCGAAUUGCUGCAUAGAAAGCACUACCAAAGGACACCAAUAAGAAGAAGAGACUUGCUUGGGCCCAGAAUCACAAGCAAUGGACAUUAGACCGGUGGAAAUGUGUCCUUUGGUCUGGAGUCCAAAUUGGCGAUUUUUGGUUCCAACUGCUGUGGCUUUGUGAGAUGCUGUGUGGGUGAACAGAUGAUCUCCGCAUUUGUUGUUCCCACCUUAAAGCAUGGAGGAGGAGGUGUUAUGGUGUGGGGGUGCUUUGCUGGUGACACUGUCUGUGAUUUAUAUAGAAUUCAACGCACCCUUAACCAGCAUAGCUACCGAAGCAUUCUGCAGCGAUACGCCAUCCCAUCCGGUUUGGGCUUAGUGGGACUAUCAUUUAAUUUUCAACAAGACAAUGACCCAACACACCUCCAGGCUGUUAAGGGCUAUUUUACCAGGAAGGGGAGUGAUGGAGUGCUGCAUCAGAUGACCGUGCCAACACAAUCCCCUGAACUCAACCCAAUUGAGAUGGUUAGGGAUGCGUCGGACUGCAGAGUGAAGGAAAAGCAGCCAAAAAGUGCUCAGCAUAUGUGGGAACUCCUUCAAGACUGUUGGAAAAGCAUUCCGGGUGAAGCUGGUUGAGAGAAUGCCAAGAGUGUGCAAAGCUGUCAUCAAAGCAAUGGGUGACUAUUUGAAAAUGUUUUGAAUUGUUUAUCACUUUUUUGGUUACUACAUGAUUCCACAUGUGUUAUUUCAUAGUUUUGAUGUCUUCACUAUUAUUCUACAAUGUAGAAAAUAGUAAAAAAUAAAGAUAUGAGUAGGUGUGUCCAAACGUUUGACUGGUAGUGUAUGUGUUAUGUGUUUACAUCCCCUGCUAUAUUGUGGAUAAAGAGUCACCUGUCUAACAGAACACAGAGGGUGUUCUUUAAUGGAAGCCUAUCCAACAUGAUCCAGGUAGAAUCAGGAAUUCCCCAGGGCAGCUGUCAAGGCCCCUUACUUUUUUCAAUCUUUACUAACGACAUGCCAUUCACUUUGAGUAAAGCCAGUGUGUCUAUGUAUGCGGAUGACUCAACACUAUACACGUCAUCUACUACAGCGACUGAAAUGACUGCAACACUUAACAAAGAUCUGCAGUUAGUUUCAGAAUGGGUGGCAAUAAUUAAGUUAGUCCAAAAUAUUUCAAAAACUAAAAGCAUUGUAUUUGCGACAAAACAUUCACUAAACCCUAAACCUCAUCUAAAUUUUGUAAUGAAUAAUGUGGAAAUUGAGCAAGGUAAGGUGACUAAACUGCUUGGAGUAACCCUGGAUUGUAAACUGUCAUGUUCAAAACAUUUUGAUACAACAGUAGCUAAGAUGGUGAGAAGGCUGUCCAUAAUAAAGCGCUACUAUGCCUUCUAAACAGCACUAUCAACAAGGCAGGUCCUACAAGCCCUAGUCUUGUGGUACCUGACCACACAACUGAAAGAGGGAUUUAGGAAAUUUGCAAUUGGCUCAGAACAGGGUAGCACGGCUGGCCCUUUGAUUUACACAGAUAUCUAACAUUAAUAAUAUGCAGGUCAAUCUCUCCUGGCUCAAAAUGGAGGAGAGAUUGACUUCAUCACUACUUGUAUUUGUGAGAGGUACUGACAUGUUGAAUGCACGAGCUGUCUGUUUGAACUACUGGCACACAGCUCAGACACCCAUGCAUACCCCACAAUACAUGCCACCAGAGGUCUCUUCACAGUCCCCAAGUCCAGAACAGACUAUGGGAGGCUCACAGUACUACAUUGAGUCAUGACUACAUGGAACUCUAUUCCACAUCAAGUAACUGAUGCAAGCAGUAAAAUUAGAUUAAAAAAACAGAUAAAAAUGUGCCUUAUGGAAUAGAGGGGACUGUGAAGCAACACAAACAUAGGCACAGGCAGAUGCAUACAAACACACAAUAAUACACGCACUAUACACACACGGACACAUGGAUUUAGUGUUGUAGAUAUGUGGUAGUAGAGUAGGGACCUGAGGGCAGAAACUUCAUGUGUUGUGAAAUCUGUUGUGAAUGUAUUGUACUGUUUUUUAAAUUGUAUGAACUGCCUUAAUUUUGCUGGACCCCAGGAAGAGCAGCUCCUGCCUUGGCAGCAGCUAAUGUGGGAUCCAAAAUAAAUACAAAUACAAAUACAAAGCAUACUGUUAGCUAGCUAGUGAACUUUAGCUUGCUGGUUCGCUAGCUAAUGUUACAUGAAUGGUCUGUGUAGUAAUAUUAUGUGUUUCUCAGAAAUGUGCAUUGCUAGUUAUAGCCUAAUGUUAGCUAGCUAGCUAAAACUUAAAACUGUGGCUGGGGGGUGGUUAUAGCAUUUCUUUCACAUGACCCAUCAAUUUAGAGUGUCUGGGUUAGCAUAAUCUAAUAAUUAUAAAUAUAUAUAUAUAUAUAUAUAUAUAUAUAUAUAUAUAUAUAUAUAUAUAUAUAUAUGUAUAAUGUUUUUAUCUGGACACUUUCAAAGUCAGAUUAGGAUAUGGGCCAAGGACUAGAUAAAGUGUAUUUUUACCUGGAGUUUUUCCUUAUUGUAGGCUAGUACUUAAAGCACUUUUAGUCUUGAAAGCUUUGGUUGUUUACUACACUACCUUAGUCACUCUGUUUAGCACAUGGCCUCAUGUGAAUCCUUAAAGAGAUGGGUGGGGCUAAGUCUUAAGAGGGUGUGAACGAUGCUGAAUAGGUGUAAACAAAGAAGAGCUUUCCAGUGGGUGUACCAAAACAUUCAAGGGCCAUUUUCUAAAAAGUGUUAGGUUGAUCAACUUUCAAAGCAGAAUUACUUUCCCAUUGUUCCUCAGCUGGAGUGUAUGAUCUACAAUACCAUUUUGUAACUCUGUGUCUUUUUUAUCAAAUGUAAAAAACACAAUUUCUAAUUUUGCUACAUAAGACCAAAUUGAUGCGGUCGGUCACAUUUAUUUAGCUUUGCACAUUGUUUUCGUACCAAAAAAUUAUGACACUUCCUGAAUGUGAUGUCAUUUUUGGAAGGGGCUGUUUUUUUUAAGGGGAAUUACUACAAACUAACAGGGUGGAAAGUGAAAUCAGAAAAUCUUAAAUACAAUAAUAAAUAUAAUAAUCAUGAAAAAAAAGUUUUUUGUGAGAGAGAUUUUAAGUAGGAUUAUAAAACAACAAAGACAGAUUUGGAAUAUUGUAUUGUUUAAUGGCUUAUAUUUCUCAUAGAAAUGGAUGAAUAGCACUCGGGAUGUGGCAAAAACAUCAACAUCCACUAAAAACAAAAUGCAUAAAACUUCUCUUUGAGAUCCAUAACUUUGUGUUUUUAUGCUAAAGGUCACCUAACUUUAUAUUUAAAGCCCUUUGGAAUCCACAUUUUACACUAAAUAAGAGGUGAUAUUUCCUGGGGACAGAAAAGGCACUGCAUUGUAGGAAUGACCUAGCCAACUAAAUACGUUUCAUGACUGUGUUAAUUCAGUUGCUCCACUGAAAUUCCACAUACGUCAUUAAAGGUCCAAUGCAGGCGGUCUUUUCAAACAGCUCUUACACUAAAAUGACAUUAUUAUAAUUUGCACAAUUUCACAGUAUUAUACUAACUUCAUAGUUUGGAAAAAUAUAAAACAUAGGAAAAUCACUGUUUUGACUGCACUGGGCCUUUAAGACAAUUGAAGCAAGAACCUACAUUUUCUGAAGAAAAUGUACCUUUUCUAGUUCACCUCACCAUUACUUUAUGUUUGUGAUCCAGUUUCUCCCCAGAGGCUGGCGAACCUGAGCUGCGGGACUGAGGACCUGAGGACUGUUACCUGCACCUGGAACCCUGGUAGACCUGCUAACCUGUAUGAACCCUACAGACGCACACAUACCCUUCACAUCAAGUGAGUCCACACACACACACACAUGCACACGCACGUGCACGCAUGCGCACACACACACACACACACACACACACACACACACACACACACACAAACUCGUAUACAGUGGGGAAAAAAAGUAUUUAGUCAGCCACCAAUUGUGCAAGUUCUCCCACUUAAAAAGAUGAGAGAGGCCUGUAAUUUUCAUCAUAGGUACACGUCAACUAUGACAGACAAAAUGAGAAAAAAAUAUCCAGAAAAUCACAUUGUAGGAUUUUUAAUGAAUUUAUUUGCAAAUUAUGGUGGAAAUAAGUAUUUGGUCAAUAACAAAAGUUUCUCAAUACUUUGUUAUAUACCCUUUGUUGGCAAUGACACAGGUCAAACUUUUUCUGUAAGUCUUCACAAGGUUUUCACACACUGUUGCUGGUAUUUUGGCCCAUUCCUCCAUGCAGAUCUCCUCUAGAGCAGUGAUGUUUUGGGGCUGUCGCUGGGCAACACAGACUUUCAACUCCCUCCAAAGAUUUUCUAUGGGGUUGAGAUCUGGAGACUGGCUAGGCCACUCCAGGACCUUGAAAUGCUUCUUACGAAGCCACUCCUUCGUUGCCCGGGCGGUGUGUUUGGGAUCAUUGUCAUGCUGAAAGACCCAGCCACGUUUAAUCUUCAAUGCCCUUGCUGAUGGAAGGAGGUUUUCACUCAAAAUCGUGGCUGGUCCCUUUGCAGAAAAACAGCCCCAAAGCAUGAUGUUUCCACCCCAUGCUUCACAGUAGGUAUGGUGUUCUUUGGAUGCAACUCAGCAUUCUUUGUCCUCCAAACACGACGAGUUGAGUUUUUACCAAAAAGUUAUAUUUGGGUUUCAUCUGACCAUAUGACAUUCUCCCAAUCCUCUUCUGGAUCAUCCAAAUGCACUCUAGCAAACUUCAGACGGGCCUGGACAUGUACUGGCUUAAGCAGGGGGACACGUCUCGCACUGCAGGAUUUGAAUCCCUGGCGGCGUAGUGUGUUACUGAUGGUAGGCUUUGUUACUUUGGUCCCAGCUCUCUGCAGGUCAUUCACUAGGUCCCUCCGUGUAGUUCUGGGAUUUUUGCUCACCUUGUGAUCAUUUUGACCCCACGGGGUGAGAUCUUGCGUGGAGCCCCAGAUCGAGGGAGAUUAUCAGUGGUCUUGUAUGUCUUCCAUUUCCUAAUAAUUGCUCCCACAGUUGAUUUCUUCAAACCAAGCUGCUUACCUAUUGCAGAUUCAGUCUUCCCAGCCUGGUGCAGGUCUACAAUUUUGUUUCUGGUGUCCUUUGACAGCUCUUUGGUCUUGGCCAUAGUGGAGUUUGGAGUGUGACUGUUUGAGGUUGUGGACAGGUGUAUUUUAUACUGAUAACAAGUUCAAACAGGUGCCAUUAAUACAGGUAACGAGUGGAGGACAGAGGAGCCUCUUAAAGAAGAAGUUACAGGUCUGUGAGAGCCAGAAAUCUUGCUUGUUUGUAGGUGACCAAAUACUUAUUUUCCACCAUAAUUUGCAAAUAAAUUCAUUAAAAAUCCUACAAUGUGAUUUUCUGGAUAUCUUUUCCUCAGUUUGUCUUUCAUAGUUGACGCGUACCUAUGAUGAAAAUUACAGGCCUCUCUCAUCUUUUUAAGUGGGAGAACUUGCACAAUUGGUGGCUGACUAAAUACUUUUUCCCCCCACUGUAGCUCCUCCCACCAGCCUCUUCUGGUGUUCUUUCUCUCAACGGAUUAUUAGCACGUUGAGGCAUAAUGAUCAAACUGUGUCAGACACAUCUCUUACCUAUCCCUCCACUGUGUUUGUACAGGAAUUCUGGUGAGGAUCCUAUCAAGUGUGGUGAGUGGUCCUGCAGGUUCCAGGCUGUCCCAGGCUUAGAGCAGUACGAUGUCUCAGUGGUUGUCAGAAACCAGCUAGGAGAGGAGACACAAAGCUACAGCUUCAACAUCACUGACAGAGGUGAGGACAGGAAAUACUGAGAGAAAUGUCAUACAGCUCUUAUAUGAUAACACUGUCUAUGGCUAACAUUCAAUGAUUAACGUCAUUGAACACAGUAUCCUAUUGCUCCUAAUUUAUGUCCCUCUAAAUGCCCUGAAUGCCUCUGCUGAUCCUACAGCUAUUGUAUGCCGUAAUCAUGUGCCUAUGAACCAGAUUUACACUGUUAGCACUGAGCCGGUGUGCCCUAGGAGGAAGUCCACUGUGUGCAGCUCACCCUGCACUAACAUAAAUUACAUGAGCACACAAGCUUCCCAGUAAAGCAAUAUAAACAAGUAAGCAUUCCAGAAGAAAAGUGCUCAAAAUAGCCAACGUUAACGUACAGUGGCUUAUGAAAGUAUUCACCCCCCUUGGCAUUUUUCCUAUUUUGUUGCCUUACAACCUAGAAUUAAAAUUGAUUUUGGGGGGGUUUGUAUCAUUUGAUUUACACAACAUGCCUACCACUUUGAAGAUGCAAAAUAAUUUUUAUUGUGAAACAAACAAGAAAUAAGACAAAAAACGGAAAACUUGAGCGUGCAUAACUACUCACCCCCUCAAAGGCAAUACUUUGAGAGCCACCUUUUGCAGCAAUUACAGCUGCAAGUCUCUUGGCAAAUCUGCUCCAGCUCCUUCAAGUUGGAUGGGUUCCGCUGGUGUACAGCAAUCUUUAAGUCAUACCACAGAUUCUCAAUUGGAUUGAGGUCUGGGCUUUGACUAGGCCAUUCCAAGACAUUUAAAUGUUUCCCCUUAAACCACUCAAGUGUUGCUUUAGCAGUAUGCUUAGGGUCAUUGUCCUGCUGGAAGGUGAACCUCCGUCCCAGUCUCAAAUCUCUGGAAGACUGAAACAGGUUUCCCUCAAGAAUUUCCCUGUAUUUAGCACCAUCCAUCUAUUCUGACCAAUUUCUCAGUCCUUGCCAAUGAAAAACAUCCCCACAGCAUGAUGCUGCCACCACCAUGCUUCACUGUGGGGAUGGUGUUCUCUGGGUGAUGAGAGGUGUUGGGUUUGCGCCAGACAUAGCGUUUUCCUUGAUGGCCAAAAAGCUCAGAGUACCUUCUUCCAUAUGUUUGGGGAGUCUCCCACAUGCCUUUUGGCGAACACCAAACGUGUUUGCUUAUUUAUUUUUUUAAAGCAUUGGCUUUUUUUCUGGUCACUCUUCCGUAAAGCCGAGCUCUGUGGAGUGUAUGGCUUAAAGUGGUCCUAUGGACAGAUACUCCAAUCUCCGCUGUGGAGCUUUGCAGCUCCUUCAGGUUAUCUUUGGUCUUUUUGUUGCAUCUCUGAUUAAUGCCCUCCUUGCCUGGUCCGUGAGUUUUGGUGGGCGGCCCUCUCUUGGCAGGUUUGUUGUGGUGCCAUAUUCUUUCCAUGUUUUAAUAAUGGAUUUAAUGGUUCUCCGUGGGAUGUUCAAAUUUUCGGAUAUUUUUUUUUAUAACCCAACCCUGAUCUGUACUUCUCCACAACUUUGUCCCUGACCUGUUUGGAGAGCUCCUUGGUCUUCAUGGUGCCGCUUGCUUGGUGGUGCCCCUUGCUUAGUGGUCUAAGGCACUGCAUCGCAGUGCUAUCUGUGCCACUAGAGAUCCUGGUUCGAGUCCAGGCUCUGUCGCAGCCGGCCGCGACCGGGAGACCCAUGGGCGGCGCACAAUUGGUGCAGCGUCGUCCAAGGUAGGGGAGGGUUUGGCCGGCAGGGAUGUGGGUUCGUUUCCCACGGGGGGCCAGUAUGAAAAAAUAAAAAGACAUGUAUGCAUUCACUAACUGUAAGUUGCUCUGGAUAAGAGUGUCUGCUAAAUGACUAAAAUGUAAAUGUGUUGCAGACUCUGGGGCCUUUCAGAACAGGUGUAUAUAUACUGAGUGUAUAUAUAUCAUGUGACACUUAGAUUGCACACAGGUUAUCAGUCAACCUACCAGGGUAGUUACAAACAGCAUUGGAAUGAAAUCAUCAACAUGUAUUGAUCACAUCUUUACUAAUGCUGCAGAAAUUUGCUUGAAAGCAGUAUCCAGAUCCAUCGGAUGUAGUGAUCACAAUAUAGUAGCCAUAUCUAGGAAAACCAAAGUCCCAAAGGUGUAUAAGAGGUCGUACAAGAAGUUCUGUAGUGAUUCCUAUGUUGUUGAUGUGAAGAAUAUUUGUUGGUCUGUGGUGUGUAAUGAUGAGCAACCAGAUGCUGCACUUGACACAUUUAUGAAAUUGCUUAUCCCAGUUACUGAUAAGCAUGCACCCAUUAAGAAAAUGACUGUAAAAACGGAUAAAUCCCUGUGGAUUGAUGAGGAAUUGAACAAUUGUAUGGUUGAGAAGGAUGAGGCAAAAGAGAUGGCAAAUAGGUCUGGCUGUAUAACCGAUUGGCAAACAUACUGCAAAUUGAGAAAUCAUGUGACUAAACUGAAUAAAAAGAAGAAGGAACUGCAUUAUGAAACAAAGAUAAAUUACAUAAAGAAUGAUAGUAAAAAACUUUGGAGCACCUUAAAUGAAACGGUCAUUCAUCACAAAACCAACAGAUAUUGCCAACUACUUUAAUUAUUUUUUCAUUGGCAAGAUUAGCAAAUUUAGGCAUGACAUACCAGCAACAAAUGCUGACACUACACAUCCAAGUAUAUCUGACCAAAUUAAGAAAGACAAGCAUUGUAAUUUUGAAUUCUGUAAAGUGAGUGUGGAAGAGGUGAAACAAUUAUUGUUGUCUAUUAACAAUGACAAGCCACCUGGGUCUGGCAACUUGGAUGGACAAUUACUGAGGAUAAUAUCAGACGAUAUUGCCACUCCUAUUUUCCAUAUUUUCAAUUUAAAUCAAAUCAAAUUUUAUUGGUCACAUGCGCCGAAUACAACAGGUGCAGACAUCACAGUGAAAUGCUUACUUACAGCCCUUAACCAACAGUGCAUUUAUUUUUAACAAAAAAGUAAAAAUAAAACAACAACAAAAAAAGUGUUGAGAAAAAAAAGAGCAGAAGUAAAAUAAAAUAACAGUAGGGAGGCUAUAUAUACAGGGGGGUACCGUUGCAGAGUCAAUGUGCGGGGGCACCGGCUAGUUGAGGUAAUAUGUACAUGUGGGUAGAGUUAAAGUGACUAUGCAUAAAUAAUUAACAGAGUAGCAGCAGCGUAAAAAGGAUGGGGUGGGGGGGCAGUGCAAAUAGUCCGGGUAGCCAUGAUUAGCUGUUCAGGAGGGAAGCAAAAGUCAUUCCACUAUCUAAGAAUAGUAAAGCCCCCUUUACUGGCUCAAACAGAUUUUGUAUGUUUGCCCACUGACAAAGAAAUGAUCAGUCUAUGAUUUUAAUGGUCUGUUUUAAUGAACAGUGAGAGACAGAAUAACAACAACAAAAUCCAGAAAAACGCAUGUCAAAAAUGUUAUAAAUUGAUUUGCAUUAUAAUGAGGGAAAUAAGUAUUUGACCCCCUCUCAAUCAGAAAGAUUUCUGGCUCCCAGUUGUCUUUUAUACAGGUAACGAGCUGAGAUUAGGAGCACCUAAUCUCAGUUUGUUACCUGUAUAAAAGACACCUGUCCACAGAAGCAAUCAAUCAAUCCGAUUCCAAACUCACCACCAUGGCCAAGACCAAAGAGCUCUCCAAGGAUGUCAGGGACAAGAUUGUAGACCUACACAAGGCUGGAAUGGGCUACAAGACCAUCACCAAGCAGCUUGGUGAGAAGGUGACAACAGUUGGUGUGAUUAUUCGCAAAUGCAAGAAACACAAAAAACUGUCAAUCUCCCUCGGCCUGGGGCUCCAUGCAAGAUCUCACCUCGUGGAGUUGCAAUGAUCAUGAGAACGGUGAGGAAUCAGCCCAGAACUACACGGGAGGAUCUUGUCAAUGAUCUCAAGGCAGCUGGGACCAUAGUCACCAAGAAAACAAUUGGUAACACACUACGCCGUGAAGGACUGAAAUCAUGCAGCACCCGCAAGGUCCCCCUGCUCAAGAAAGCACAUAUACAGGAGAUUCAGAGGAGAACUGGGUGAAAGUGUUGUGGUCAGAUGAGACCAAAAUCGAGUUCUUUGGCAUCAACUCAACUCGCCGUGUUUGGAGGAGGAGGAAUGCUGCCUAUGACCCCAAGAACACCAUCCCCGCCAUCAAACAUGGAGGUGGAAACAUUAUGCUUUGGGGGUGUUUUUCUGCUAAGGGGACAGGACAACUUCACCGCAUCAAAGGGACGAUGGACGGGGCCAUGUACCAUCAAAUCUUGGGUGAGAACCUCCUUCCCUCAGCCAGGGCAUUGAAAAUGGGUCGUGGAUGGGUAUUCCAGCAUGACAAUGACCCAAAACACAUGGCCAAGGCAACAAAGGAGUGGCUCAAGAAGAAGCACAUUAAGGUCCUGGAGUGGCCUAGCCAUUCUCCAGACCUUAAUCCCAUAGAAAAUCUGUGGAGGGAGCUGAAGGUUCGAGUUGCCAAACGUCAGCCUCGAAACCUUAAUGACUUGGAGAAGAUCUGCAAAGAGGAGUGGGACAAAAUCCCUCCUGAGAUGUGUGCAAACCUGGUGGCCAACUACAAGAAACGUCUGACCUCUGUGAUUACCAACAAGGGUUUUGCCACCAAGUACUAAGUCAUGUUUUGCAGAGGGGUCAAAUACUUAUUUCCCUCAUUAAAAUGCAAAUCAAUGUAUAACAUUUUUUACAUGCGUUUUUCUGGAUUUUUUUGUUGUUAUUCUGUCUCUCACUGUUCAAAUAAACCUACCAUUAAAAUUAUAGACUGAUCAUGUCUUUCUCUGUGGGCAAACGUACAAAAUCAGCAGGGGAUCAAAUACUAUUUUCCUUCACUGUAGUUUCAGAGUGGGUGGCAAGGAAUAAGUUAGUCCUAAAUAUUUCAAAAACUAAAAGCAUUGUAUUUGGGACAAAUCAUUCACUAAACCCUAAACCUCAACUAAAUCCUGUAAUAAAUAAUGUGGAAUUUGAGCAAGUUGAGGUGACUAAACUGCUUGGAAUAUCCCUGGAUUGUAAACUGUCAUGGUCAAAACAUAUUGAUACAACAGUAGCUAAUAUGGGGAGAAGUCUGUCCAUAAUAAAGUGCUGCUCUACCUUCUUAACAGCACUAUCAACAAGGCAUGUCCUACAGGCCCUAGUUUUGUCGUACCUGGGCUACUGUUCAAUCGUGUGGUCAGGUGCCACAAAAAAGGACAGGAAAAUUGCAAUUGGCUCAGAACAGGGCAGCACAGCUGGCCCUGGAUGUACACAGAGAGCUAACAUUAAUCAUAUGCAUGUCAAUCUCUCCUGGCUCAAAGUGGAGGAGAGAUUGACUUCAUCACUACUUGUAUUUGUGAGAGGUAUUGACAUGUUGAAUGCACCGAGCUGUCUCUUUGAACUACUGGCGCACAGCUCGGACACACAUGCAUACGCCACAAGACAUGCCACCAGAGGUCUCUUCACGGUCCCCAAGUCCAGAACAGACUAUGGGAGGCGCACAGUACUAGAUAGAGCCAUGACUACAAGGAACUCUAUUCCACACCAAGUAACUGAUGCAAGCAGUAAAAUUAGAUUUAAAAAACAGAUAGAAAAAACACCUUAUGGAACAGCGGGGACUGUGAAGCAACACAAACACAGGCACAGACACAUGCAUAAACACCCAUGAUAACAUACGCACUAUACACACACUUAUACAUGGAUUUUGUACUGUAGAUAUGUGGUAGUGGUGGAGUAGGGGCCUGAGGGCACACAGUGUGUUGUGAAAUCUGUGAAUGUAUUGUAAUGUUUUUAAAAUUGUAUAAACUGCCUUAAUUUUGCUGGACCCCAGGAAGAGUAGCUGUGGCCUUGGCAUUAGCUAAUGGAGAUCCAUAAUAAAUACAAAUACCACCUUUAGUGUAACACAUUUUUGAUCAACAGUGGUAUCUAGAUCAUAAGAUUUAUUGUAUUUGCAUGCUGUGUGUGUGCAGUGUUCCCAGUCCCAGAGGGAGUGAGAGUGAGUCCAGGGGUGACUGAAGCCAACGUGUCCUGGGUUGUGAGGGGGAACCUGUCUGGGGUGGAGCUCUUAUGCCAGGUCACAGCAGACCCAGUAGAGCCUAGGAGACAGACACGCCAGGCUGAAGCAGCAGACCUACAGAGCACAUCCAUGGUGAGGAAAACUCAGUCAUUGACAGGUGACAAAAUUAAAUUAUCAAUAUAGCUCACACUAGCUCAUCAGCUUUGACAGAAUGGUCUCUUGUCCAUUCUGACAUGUUUUUAGUGGCUAUACUUCAAAUGUGUGAUUUUUUGUCUAGACUGAUAGAACUACACCCCACUACCACUGAUGGAUCAGGGGUGUACUCACAAGGAAGCAAACGGAAGCAAACGGGACAAAAUGGGGAAGGACCUACCUGAAUUUGUCCAAUAGAAACUCUUUGUUGCGCACCGUUUUUGAUUGCAAAAUGUUUUGCUACAGUUUGCAUUAAUGAAUACACAUCAGGUGUUCCAAUGGGGUCUGAUGUAAACCCAGUGACAUUCUGUCUUGUCUUGUGGCUGUGUUAGCAUCAGUUGUGCAAUGGUGGCUCGGAUGACCGUUGUGAUGUCAGCCUGGAGCAGCUCUCGCCCAACACCCGUUAUGCCACCAGGGUUCGUUGUGCUGUGAAUGUGAACCUAGAGGGAGAGUGGACACAACCCACGCUCUUCACUACCUGUGAGUCCUAUCAUAGUGGAGUGGUGAAGUUACUGCUUUUUGAAGGUUUAUUGAUGGGUUGUUGAACCCUCUUCCUGCUUCUUUGUGCAGACCCCCUGGUGAGGCUGGAUGUGUGGAGGAGGGUCAGAUUGCUGUCCCAUGGCCAGCGCAACGUCACUCUGCUCUGGACCCCGGUAAGGCCUGACUGCUGGAUGAGAUGAAGGAGAGGAGACGAGGAGAGAAAGCCAGUUCAGAUUAUUGGUUUAUUGAGUGUUGAACCUGGUCUUACAUUGUGUGAUCAAAUCUCAGCAGGCAUUUGUUUUGUCCAGCACAUGAACAACUCUCUCUUUCUCCUCAGCAAUUCAGUGGCUCGGCGUCUAGUGUAAAAAUCCAGGGCUACAAGGUACGCUGGAGGCAGGAGGGACACCAGUGGCUCCUGUGGAGGGAUAGAGAGCAGACACAGACAGAUAUCUCCAUUGGCCCAGGGCAGUGUGACAUGAUCAUCCAGGCUGUUAUUCAGCCUGGCUCCUCCCCCCUAGCCCACAUCACCAUACCUCCGGUGGAGAGAAUAGGUCAGUUAUCAACUCCUGUGGCAAUAGAGGGCUUGCAGUUGCGUCACAAAUCACCUAGCAACCACACCAGGCGCCAUGUUAGAUGACCAGAGUCAAUCUAGUGGAAGUCCUGCAAUCGUCCACAUGGCUGGUUGCGUUUUGCUAGCAGCGGAAACUUCAGGAAGAUUGCCCUUUAUUUCAUCUUUCUAAGGACCCAGAAAACAGAUGCAGUGGGAGAACCUAUUCAAGUAAGUAAAUACACUGCUCAAAAAAAUAAAAGGAACACUAAAAUAACGCAUCCUAGAUCUGAAUGAAUGAAAUAAUCUUUGUAAAUACUUUUUUCUUUACAAAGUUGAAUGUGCUGACAACAAAAUCACACAAGAAUUAUCAAUGGAAAUCAAAUGUAUCAACCCAUGGAGGUCUGGAUUUGGAGUCACCCUCAAAAUUAAAGUGGAAAACCACACUACAGGCUGAUCCAACUUUGAUGUAAUGUCCUUAAAACAAGUCAAAAUUAGGCUCAGUAGUGUGUGUGGCCUCCACGUGCCUGUAUGACCUGCCUACAACGCCUGGGCAUGCUCCUGAUGAGGUGGCGGAUGGUCUCCUGAGGGAUCUCCUCCCAGAACUGGACUAAAGCAUCCGCCAACUCCUGGACAGUCUGUGGUGCAACGUGGCGUUGGUGGAUGGAGCGAGACAUGAUGUCCCAGAUGUGCUCAAUUGGAUUCAGGUCUGGGGAACGGGCGGGCCAGUCCAUAGCAUCAAUGCCUUCCUCUUGCAGGAACUACUGACACACUCCAGCCACAUGAGGUCUAGCAUUGUCUUGCAUUAGGAGGAACCCAGGGCAAACCGCACCAGCAUAUGGUCUCACAAGGGGUCUGAGGAUCUCAUCUCGGUACAUAAUGGCAGUCAGGCUACCUCUGGCGAGCACAUGGAGGGCUGUGCGGCCCCCCAAAGAAAUGCCACCCCACACCAUGACUGACCCACCGCCAAACCGGUCAUGCAGGAGGAUGUUGCAGGCAGCAGAACGUUCUCUACGGCGUCUCCAGACUCUGUCACGUCUGUCACAUAUGCUCAGUGUGAACCUGCUUUCAUCUGUGAAGAGCACAGGGCGCCAGUGGCAAAUUCCAAACGUCCUGCACGGUAUUGGGCUGUAAGCACAACCCCCACCUCUGGACGUUGGGCCCUCAUACCACCCUCAUGGAGUCUGUUUCUGACCGUUUGAGCAGACACAUGCACAUUUGUGGCCUGCUGGAGGUCAUUUUGCAGGGCUCUGGCAGUGCUCCUCCUGCUCCUCCUUGCACAAAGGCGGAGGUAGCAGUCCUGCUGCUGGGUUGUUGCCCUCCUACGGCCUCCUCCACGUCUCCUGAUGUACUGGCCUGUCUCCUGGUAGCGCCUCCAUGCUCUGGACACUACGCUGACAGACACAGCAAACCUUCUUGCCACAGCUCGCAUUGAUGUGCCAUCCUGGAUGAGCUGCACUACCUGAGCCACUUGUGUGGGUUGUAGACUCCGUCUCAUGCUACCACUAGAGUGAAAGCACCGCCAGCAUUCAAAAGUGACCAAAACAUCAGCCAGGAAGCAUAGGAACUGAGAAGUGGUCUGUGGUCACCACCUGCAAAACCAGUCCUUUAUUGGGGGUGUCUUGCUAAUUGCCUAUAAUUUCCACCUGUUGUCUAUUCCAUUUGCACAACAGCAUGUGACAUUUAUUGUCAAUCAGUGUUGCUUCCUAAGUGGACAGUUUAUUUCACAGAAGUGUGAUUGACUUGGAGUUACAUUGUGUUGUUUAAGUGUUCCCUUUAUUUUUUUGAGCAGUGUAUAUAUUUUUUAUUAUAAAAAAAAAUAUAUGUAUUAAAGCUAGCUACAGGAACUUAUUGUGCAGGCUAACUAAAAUGAGCUGCUAGCUUUACAUACGGUAUAGCUAGCUAAGUGAAUUAAACAUCACCAUCUAACAAUGAGCUAACUUCAUAUUAGCCAAUUAGCUAUCUUUUGAUGUAUUUAUCAUUGUAAUUUAAAAACUCAAACUCAAAAUGCAUUUGUAGCUAGGUAGCUAGCUAGCUAAGAGCCAUGGGGUAGGGUGAAAGGAUUAGCUAGCAGUUCCAGCUGUCAAAUAAGGGAGAGAGUAGGCUACUCUGGAUAGGGGAGGUACCUUUGUGGGAGGACAUUAUGAAACAAUUCUCCAGUUCAAGUCCCUAGUGAUAAACAUGGUCAUAACCAUGUCAUAAUAUGUCAUAACAGCUGACAUAACUUGUCAUAACCUGUCAUAAUAUGGUCAUAACACUGUCAUGUGACAUAUAUUGCGUUAUUUUAUGGCUGGUUAUGACACCUACAUGAGAAUGUCAAAACCAACAAAAACUCCCACGGUAAUAAUUUUAUGGCUGGUUAUGACACCUACAUAAGUGUCAAAAAAAAAAAACACUUUCAAGCUAAGGGAAACUUCUUGGCAGGGAAAAAAACUACAUUUGAAUAAAUGUGGGUUUUGAAACUCUUACAGUAUGUAGGUGUCAUAACCAGCCAUAAAAUAACGCAAUAUAUGUCACAACAGGUGUAAACAUAUGGGCCAUGACAGUGUUAUGACCAUAUUAUGAAAGAUAAUGACAAGAUAUGUCAGCUGUUAUGACAUAUUAUGACAUGGUUAUGACCGUGUCAUAACGUGUUAUGACGCUGGGUGUCAAGUAAAGUGUUACCCUUCUUUUUGUUCACUUAAAAUUAUGCUUUAGUAAUAAUAGCCUACUUGUUACUAAGAUGUCUAACUUUACAUAUGAGUUAGAAUACUUGUACACUUUGAAAUUAUAUGAGUGUUGAUUCUUUGAAGGGAAGUGUUUAAACUUGUUUUAAUUGUUACCUUAAAACUAUUAAAGAUGAACUAGUGUCAAUGUUGAUUAAUUACAGAUCACAAUCCUGCAGUAAAGAGGGGAAGGGAAUCUCAUGAAUUUCUCUGUGUUUCUGUGUUGUAUUCUCAAAUGAACAUGACCUACCUUUUUGUUCAGUUGUAAGCUCUCCAAUUAGUUUUAUUUGAUUGUCAAUCUUUUUUCAGGAUAUCAGCCAUGUGAACCCAUUUUGCAGCUGAUGAUAAUGGCGUGCAACAACAAUGCAGCCAUAAGCCUACAGCAGUGGUUCCUAACUCUAGGCCUCGAGUACCCCCAACAGCACACAUUUUGGUUGUAGCCCCGGACAAACAUACCUGAUUCAACUCAUUGAGGGCCUGAUGAUUAGUUGACAAGUUGAAUCAGGUGUUUUUGUCCAGGGCUACAAUACAAAUGUGUACUGCCGGGGGUACUCAAGGACCGUAGUUGGGAACCACUGGCCUACAAUAUGAUGGCAUUAGCCUUAUGGGCAUUUGCAAUGCACCCCUUGACAUUGCGCUUCUGAAACAGAAUAGCUGAAUUUAUACAUUGUUUAUAUAUUGUUGAGAUACAUGUAUAUCUUCUCAAUUUAAAAAUGAUACCAGUAGACAACGUAUGAGGCUAAUCAUUAUACUAGAUGUUGUACAUGCCUUGAGCUGACAUGAAAUUGUUUAGUGCAAAUCCAACCCUUGUAAUCUAGGUAGUGAAAUGUCUGGAAGCAGGAGAUGAUGGGAUCAUUUGCUUAAAACAUAUACACAACUACUUCUAUCAAGUUCAAUGCCAGAUUCUUUUUUCUCCCAAAAGGUCUGAGUGGCACUUGGAGGUACCACUGUGAUAAUGAAGAUGGCUUGCCUAAGACUACCACAACAAUUCAAUUGUCUAAAUGUGUAUAAAUUGAAAAAGAAAGAGAGAAUAGUUAGGCUAUAAAAAAAUACAUUUUAUUCAAUGGCGCAAGGCACCCAUACAACAAUAUAGCCUAUUGUUAAAGUACAGUAUGUUUAUAAUUUUCAUAAACAAUAGUAUUUUACAUGUUGUUCCAAAUUACAUUUUAUAUAUUCAUAUGGUUUAAGGGGUCGCUUUUGUUAAUAAUAAUAAUAAUAUGCCAUUUAGCAGACGCUUUUAUCCAAAGCGACUUACAGUCGCGCGUGCAUACAUGUUUAUAUUAUUAUUAUUAUUAUAUCUUCACAGUGGGAAUCCAGUUGACAUGGGUGUCUAGAUAGAGGUCAGCUGGUGAACCUACAGUACAUAAAGAAAUGAAAAGCACACAUGAUGUUAGAAUAGCACUUCUUCAGGUCAACUAUACCAUCAGGGCUCUUGAUUAUUUGGUUGUGUUUAAUUCAUUCAGGUGUUUUAGUGUCAUAUAAAGAUUAAAUAUAUUGUUUGGCCGGAACAACCAAUAGUCAACACAGCAGGUUGUCCUAUCCCAUUGAGGCAUUUGUUCUAUGCUGUGACAUUUCAGCUGUCAGGGUUCAGGUCUUGACAGGCAAAAAGGUUUCUUCGCUUUUCUGACAGUUCUUGAGUCUUAUCUCCUCUGUGUACAUUUUUUUUCUUCUGUUGUCUUUCCUGCCUUGUUAGAACCGUCAAAUACUGCACAGAAAAUGACCGCGGUGAUGAAUCAACAAAUUCUAGGCGCUGUUACCAUGCAGUUUGGGGUAGCCACUCAGCUGUUGUUGUCGGAGUAAUUAAUGCGAUGGUCUUCCAACAUGGCCGCCAGGAGGAUUCGUACGUCAACUGCAAGCCCUCUAUACCUGCCUGCUUUGUGCCAACACCAGUACCAAAACGUCCGUACCAACGUAUUUUCCAAUUCUUGUGCUGAAACCUGUUCUGAUACCUGAGCCAACUUUCUUGUCUUACUUCUGUUACAGUUGUACACAGGUUGCUCUUCUUUGGGCCUACAGCAGUUCUGUAAGUGAGACUAUCUCUAGCUCUCUUAUUGUCUUUCGUCCAGAGUCUCCUCGGAGUGUCACGCGUGUGAGUGGCAGUGCCAGCGGAGGGUUCCACCUCAUCUGGGAAGAGCAGGAAGCUGUCACUUGUGGGUACACUGUGGAGUGGUGCACAGUGGGAAGCGGAGUUCCCUGCAUUCUGCAAUGGAGGAGGGUGCCAGUGGGAAACACGUCAGUGUCCCUACCAGCAGGUAUCACACAACAGGUUUUCACACACCACCAUUUCCCUUGUUGGUAACAUUUUACACGAAGUUGCUGUCUAGUAAUGCUGUAAUUACAGUAGUAACAAGGAAAAAGGAAACCGUCCAAAUUCUGUUUCAAUUUAAAGCCUACCCUGCACUACUUUUUAGUUACGAUAUGUCUAUUUUGCAGGAGAUUUUAAAGCGGGCCAUAGGUACACCUUUGAUAUAUAUGGCUGCACUGACGAAGGAGACAAACUACUGGGGAUCCGCACUGGCUACUCCCAAGAACUCAGUGAGUGGGUUACGCUGUGAUUAUGUGGUGUGAUAAAUAAGGUUGUGGAAGUUGUAGGGGGUGUCUCUCUCUCUCUCUCCCGUUCAACCCCUUCCCCUCUCUUUCUCUCUUCCUCCUUUCUCUCAACCUACAGAGCCUGUCCAGUAUCCCAGGCUGGUUGAGCCUGUUAGAAGAACUUCCUCUUCUGUGACACUGGAGUGGCGUUACCAUGAGGACGACCACUCUCACCCAGGGUUCAUCACUGGUUACUUGGUAACCGUGUACGAGGCCUGGUCCCAGAGGUCACCAGGUCAUGUGCCAAGUGGGUAUCAUCAAUGUCAUGGGUAACAAGCAAUUCAAUUUAAGAGAAGUCAUGAGAAGAUUUGUUCCUCUGACACACUGUAUUUCCUGUUUCUAGGUCCUUUUACCAAGAUGGUGGCGGACCCCCACAAUAAGUCUGUAACCAUAGCAGGACUGCAGGAGCACCAGAAGUACACCUUCCAUCUGUGUGCACUCACUAAUGCUGGACCAGGCCCGCAAACUACCAUAACUGUCAGGACCCAGACAACCCGUGAGUCCAACUCUGGCUGGAGCAUUCUAGGGGAAGGGGCAGACUGGGUCAUACUGAAAUUACCUUAUUAAAACCUCUUAAAUGUUAAGUCCCCUAUUUAGGGGACUUUGAGCGGUUCUGGACUGGUUCCGACCGACAUUUCUGUGUACAGAACGCUCUGUUAAACGGCGCAGCAUCAACUGUUGUGCACACCAUGAAAGUUCUGGUUGUCCCGCUUCACAUGCCGCUCUCAGCUCUCAUCUGAGAUGCAGUUGGUGAAAUAUGACACCUCAUUUGCAUAGGGAGUGAAAAGUCCAAUUUUCUGGCCUAUCCAGACAAAGGAUCGAUUUCCUCUGGCUGUGAACUGCGCAGCUCAGCAUACGAUAGGCAUAUGAACAGGGAGACCCUAGCGAUUGCAGCAAAGGCAGUCUCAUCUCGCUGUGAUGUUCUCAGAUGGAUUUAGAGUUCUCAACAUGAAAAAAAUACAAAAUCAUUUCAUGGAAUUGAAACAAGACCACAUUCUCUUGGUCACAGAGGGAUGAACUCACUGUGCUUAAAGCUGAAGUCAGCAGGCAUUUGAAUGUCGUCUCUGCGUCACUCAGAGGAUGCUGGGCAGAAAAUGCUCUGUCAUCAGUUAUAUUAAAUGGUGCCAAUUUUGUACUUUCAAUAAGUAUGAUCAUAUUUAUUUGACAGUUAUAAGAAAGGUGAAAUAUUAUAAUAAGUCAUUUAUAACUUGAUUGUUACUAUAUUUAGAAUUUCAAUCAUUUCAUGCCCUAUUCCCCCAAUUUCGUUGAAUAGGAAAAAAAAUCAUACUGUGUACUUUGUGUCCUCAAAAGUGACUGCAUGUCAGCAAUGUAUAAAUAUUUUUUACCAGAAAGGUGAGAUUUUGAUCUUUCUGGCAGUACAGUAGUUACUAGGUAUUGUUUAUGGCUCUCUCAUGAUAAACAAUAACUUUUGGGUAUGUCUAUUUAGGUGGGAUUCUACUUUUUGACAUUACAUUUAACCUGUGAAAUAAAGCCUCAUUUCCCGUAGACACUCAAUUAUGUGGGGUGUUGCUCACUCUUUUUAAAUCUGAAAGCACAUUUGUAUUUUGGAUCAUGACAUUCUGAGCCCAGUAGUAAUGAACUGGUGUAACAGUAUGUGCUGCUGUGUCCUGUGACAGCCUCUAUUCUCCUGGCUAAGAUCUUAACUCCUCUCCUGCUGCUGUUGGGGCUCGCCAUCCUCCUGUGUCUAUUCUGGAAAAUGUGAGACACUUUAAACACUAUCCAUUCAACAUAAUCAUGCAGAAUUCAUUUUUCAAGAUUAGCAUUGGUCCUAUGGCAUCCUUAACAGUCAAUGUGUAAUGUGAACCCUGUCUAACCUCCUCUGUGGCUAUCCUCCAGGCUGAGGAGUUGUAUAGUGGAGGUGUUUGGGUACCCGGCUGGGAUGAACAUCAAACCCAUUGAACUGGACCACCACCUAUAUGAGGUACAGUGCAGUUCUAUACAGGCUUUCAUAUGUCUCAUGUCUCGUGUGUCUGAAGUUGAUGAGUACUGCCUCUUUGUCCGACGUGUUUUCUCUCAUUUGGAUUUACCUUAAACAGAUGACAAUAAACAGAUGUACAGCAUGUUAUAGUCAUAAUUAUUGUUUUGCAAUCUGAUAAAAUGACUGUGCAACUUCUUGCCUGAUUCCAUUCAUCCUCUAUUCUGUCCAUACCAUCUACAGACCAGUGAGAGGCUGCGGUGUCUCAAGGUGGGGGACUGUGUCUGCAGUGACAUCGAGAUCCUGAGUGUCAGGCCAACCAUGUCAGAGAGGACGCCUCUCAUUCACCCCAAACUCCCCCACCUUUCUUUGUCUUCUUCCUCUUUCACCACCAUUCCCUCCUCUUCAUCCUGCCCUGUGCACCCUUCCUCCUCUUCAUUCAUGUCUUCCUCCUUGACCACCCUCUCACCUUCCUGCCCAUCCCCUUCUACUCAACACCUGCACCAAAAAGGGUACUGUCCACAGUCACCCACAGAAGUCUGGGAUAGCUCAGUAUGGACAAGCCUCACAAAUAUAAGUUAUGUUCCCUCUAUGGGAGCGGCGCAGUCCAUUGAGAUGAAACCAAUCAGAGUCACAGACAGCAGUGACAUCUCCAGCUCACCAAUCAAGCUCUCCAAUCUCAUCACCAGUGAGCCUUCUGAGGGGCCGCAGUUACAAUCAGGGGCAUUAUUGGAGAAUAUUGAUGGAUACAUCACCACUGACUCCUUAGUUAAGUCAAUGACUGUAUAUAUGAAUGGACAAAGCCAUUGAUCACGUUACACCAUUCAUUCCUAUUUGAAGACUUAAUAGCGCACUGAAGCCAAAUUAAGUCGGUCAUGGAGACAUAACAUGCUUAGUUUGAACUACUCCAGGAAGUGACGUUGCAGGCUAGCUCAGUGCUGCACCCUCUCAUUGAGUAACUUAAGUUGAAGGCCUGCUGGCUGCCGUUAGCAACUAAAUGAUCCUUAUAAAUCAAAUCAAAUUGUAUUUGUCACAUGCUUACUUACGAACCCUUUACCAACAAUUCAGAGAUAAAAAGUAAGAAAGAAAAUGCAAAGAAAAAAGAAAAAAAAGGAAAUAGUAACACAAUAAAAUAACAAUAACGAGGAUAUGUACAAGGAGUACCGAUACCGAGUCAAUGUGCAGGGGUAUGAGGUAGUUGAGGUAAUUUAGAUAAUAUGUACAUGUAGGUAGGGAUAAAAGUGACUAGGCAAUAAGGAUAGAUAAUAAACAGCAUAGCAGCAGCGUUUGUGAAGAGUGUGAAGUGUGUCUAGGUGUGAGUGUGUGUUUGUGUGGCGUCAAUAGGUAUGUGUGUGAGUAUUUUGUGUGUGUGAGCGCAUGUAGUGUGUGUGUGUGUCUAUGUGUGUCUUGGAGUGUCAGUGUAUUAUGUGUGAGUGAGUAUAGAGCCAAUGUAAGUGCUAAAUAAAGGUGGGGGGGGUUAAUGCAAAUAGUCUGGGUAGCCAUUUGAUUAGCAGUCUUAUGGCUUGGGGGUAAAAGCAGUUCAGGAGCCUUUUGGUCCCCGAGUUGGCGCUACGGUACCGCUUGCCAUGCGGUAGCAGAGAAAACAGUCUAUAACUUGGGUGGCUGGAGUCUUUGACAAUUUUUUGGGCCUUCCUCUGACAGCGCCUGGUAUAGAUGUCCUGGAUGGUACGGAGCUAAGCCCCAGUGAUGUACUGGGCCGUACGCACUACCUUCUGUAGCGCCUUGCUGUCAGAUGCCAUGCAGUUGCCAAACCAAGCGAUGAUGCAGCCAGUCAAGAUGCUCUCAAUGGUGCAGCUGUAGAACAUUUUGAGGAUCUGAGGGCUCAUGCCAAACAUAUUCAGCCUUCUGAAGAGGCGUUGUCGUGCCCUCUUCACGACUGUGUUGGUGUGUUUGGACCUUGAUAGGUCCUCAGGGAUGUGGACACUGAGGAACGUGAAGCUUUCGACCCGCUCCACUACAUGUGAAUGGGGGCGUGCUCUGCCCUCCGUUUCCUGUAGUCCACAAUCAACUCCACAAUCAAAUGUUAUACUGUAACCUCUUCUGUGUGCGAUUUUAAAAUAAUAAUAAUAAGGACACACACCACAUGACCAAAAGUAUGUGGACACCUGCACGUUGAACAUCUCAUUCCAAAAUCAUGGGCAAUAAUAUGGAGUUGGUCCCCCCUUUGCUGCUUUAAUAGCCUCCACUCUUCUGGGAAGGCUUUCCACUAGAUGUUGGGACAUUGCUGCGGGGACUUGCUUCCAUUCAGCCACAAGAGCAUUAGUGAGGUUGAGCACUGAUGUUGGGCGAUUAGGCCUGGCUCACAGUCGGCGUUCCAAUUCAUCCCAAAGGUGUUCGAUGGGGUUGCGGUCAGGGCUCUGUGCAGGCCAGUCAGUCAAGUUCUUCCACACCGAUCUCGACAAAUAAUUUCUGUAUGGAUCUCGCUUUGUGCACGGGGGCAUUGUCAUGCUGAAACAGGAAAGGGCCUUCCUCAAACUGUUGCCAGAAAGUUGGAAGCACAGAAUCGUCUAGAAUGUCAUUGUAUGCUGUAGCGUUAAGAUUUCCCCUUCACUGGAACUAAGGGGCCUAGUCCGAACCAUGAAAAACAGUUCCAGACCAUUAUUCCUCCUCCACCAAACUUUACAGUUGGCACUAUGCAUUGGGGCAUGUUGCGUUCUCCUGGCAUCCGCCAAACCCAGAUUCGUCCGUUGGACACCAGAUGUUCAUCACUCCAGAGAAUGCGUUUCCACUGCUCCAGAGUCCAAUGGCGGCGAGCUUUACAUUACUCCAGCCAACGCUUGGCAUUGCGCAUGGUGAUCUUAGGCUUGUGUGUGGCUGCUCAGGCAUGGAAACCUAUUUCAUGAAACUCCCAACGAACAGUUAUUGUGCUGACGUUGCUUCCAGAGGCAGUUUGGAACUCAGUAGUGAGUGUUACAACCGAGGACAGACAAUUUUUAUGCGGUUCAGCACUCUGCGGUCCCGUUCUGUGAACUUGUGUGGCCUACCACUUCGUGGCUGAGCCGUUGUUGCUCCUAGAUGUUUCUACUUCACAAUAAUAGCACUUACAGUUGACCGGGGCAGCUCUAGCAGGGCAGAAAUUUGAUGAACUGACUUGUUGGAAAGGUGGCAUCCUAUGACGGUGCCGCGUUGAAAGUCACUGAGCUCUUCAGUAAGGCCAUUCCUACUGCCAAUGUUUGUCUAUGGAGAUUGCAUGGCUGUGUGCUCGAUUUUAUACACCUGUCAGCAACGGGUGUGGCUGAAAUAGCCAAAUCCACUAAUUUGAAGGUGUGUCCACAUACUUAUAUUAGAAGCAAUUAUUGGUACCAUGAUUGUCUUCUAAAUAUUAGUGUAUUUACACAGACAGACCAUGAAGAUUGCCAUUUUUCCAUUCACUAUAAUGGGGAUCCUGUUUUCUGCAAACAAUGCCUGCAGUACCGCGGUCGGCCUUGAACUUCCGUGCUUCAAUGACAGGGGGCAGUCGUUCUCCCCUGAGUUAAGUAGUCAGUCUGAUUCUGAAAGGUCAGGGGUCAAGAUCUGUUGGUGGGAUAUUUUGCUGUGAAGAUGACAAUUACAUGUAUGUACAAUGUGUAGGGUUCAAAUAACACAUUAAUAAUUUGAGCUGCUCUGAAAAAAGUGGGUUGGACCAAAGUUUUUACAGAAGUUUUAUGCAUAUGGUGAUGUCCUGAUUUGUACUAGUUCCAUUAUUUUAACCUGGACUGUGUGUUGUUGUGUUUAGGGCAAUGAAAAAUGUGCAUAAUGUGUUCUAUUUAUAUUGUGUACUAUAUCUCAUGUAAAUAGACUCAUUCACUUUCUCAGAUUAAAGUAUGUUAAAUCCAUUAGGCAUAUUCAAUCCACGCCAAUAUGUCCACACCAUCAACUCCCUGCUCUUAAGUAAAUAUGAUUGUCUGUAGAAGUGUAUUCUUUAACAUUUUGAGGCCCUUCAGAUCUACACAACUUACUCAAUACUCAUGUUACUCAUCAUAUUCCUCUCUCCGCAUUGCCCGUCUGCAGUGCAGACCUUUGAAAAUGUUGUGGUUGUGAAACCGAAAGAAUAUUGCCUCAACAAGCUGAUUAGCCAACAUCCUCUCAGUAUCAAAUUUAAGAUCUGA